Molecule: messenger RNA, 1810 nt
Organism: Ruditapes philippinarum (Manila clam)
Lineage: Eukaryota; Metazoa; Mollusca; Bivalvia; Venerida; Veneridae
Product: reelin domain-containing protein 1-like
Exons: 4
Coding region: 479-1354 (291 amino acids)
Molecular function (GO): oxidoreductase activity, acting on metal ions
Source: RefSeq, a predicted model, not a curated record
AUGUAAUAGAUUUAUUUUAUUGUUUUGUCUUACUUUAUUUAAUUGCAGUGCAUUUGUACGAGGACUAAUGUUGUUGAUACAUAAGUCAUUGAUUUCUCUAAUUGCACGGACAUGUCGUAUUUGACAGAAACAUGAUUGUCCAUCAUAUAUAUGGCCUUUUUACAAUACAAUAUAAACAUAUAACUGUCCAGAUAGGUGAAAAUUUAUCUGUUAGUCAGAAACAUCUCAUACUUAUACUGGUGUUUAACUGUUUAUAUACGGUCGUUUGAAUCAAUCAUUUCUAGUCUCUUAUUGUUUUACUUUGUAUACGGAUGACAUGAAUAUAUCUAUAUCUUACUUGGAAUAAGAUAAAAACAAUUUCAUAUAUGAUUUAUAACUCUAACGUGGAUUACAUAACAUAUUUUUGCUGAUACUUGAAGCACAAUCAAUUUUAGACAAAUCGUUUUUGUACAAUAAUUACUGUGCGCAAAAAGUAAGAAUGAAAAUAAUAGGAAAAACAUUUUUAAGUUUCUGUAUUUACGGUCUUGUUGUGAUAUCACCAGUGACGUCAUUUAGUCACGGUGCGCCAGAUUUCUCGUGCAAGGAUCCUUCCACGUUUCAUACACGAAGAAUAAAUGGAACACAUGAAGGGAUUAUCAUGCCAGAAGAUAUGCUGACAAACUCAUACUCUGCCGACACGGAUGUUACAAGAUACAGACCGGGGCAAAGGGUAAUAGUAAAACUUCAAACAAACGAUCCUUCAAAACCAUUCCGUGGAUUUUUUGUACAGGCAGUACAGGCAGGGAUACAUUUGAGAGAUUUGCGGCGACGACCAUUUGGCAGUUUUGAGAAUUCAACCGCCGACGAGCGGCCGUCUGUUUGUCAAUCAUUUGGAACAACAGAAACAACGGGGAUCACACAUUCGAACAAUAAGGAAAAGCAGGUUGUUUCAGUAACAUGGGUCGCACCAGUAGAAUAUAAUCCCGGAGAAAUUCAAUUCCUAGCAACUGUUGUGUUAGACUACGCGACAUACUGGACAGAUAUACGGUCCCAAAGACUGAUACCAGAGGGCUAUGAGGCACAAUCAGAAAACGGUUUCAGUGGAAGAUAUACGCCUACUGCCGCGUGGUUCAGAUGGUUACAAUAUAUCCGCCAAUUACAGCUUCUGAAACAGAACCUUGGUAUACCAAUUAAAACGUCGCAAGAUACAAAAGGGGCGGGCCAUGAUCAUAUGGGGGCGGACCAUGAUCAUCAUCAUCAUCACCACCACCAUCACCACGAUCACACUCAUGCACAUCCUGUAACUGAAAAGAAAGAUAAUGUGACCGAAAAAGUAACGAAAAUUGAAACUUCAACUAAAAAACAAAAAGUUUAAUAUUCUGCAUCCAAUAUGAACUGGUGAGAGUCCGACAUUUUGUCAUACAGGACUGGUGAGCAUUUGAUAGAUAUAAAAGACAAAAUUGGAAAUAUGCUUUACUCAAAGUGAAAUCUUAAAAAACAGUUAAUGAGUUUUAGAAUAUACGUAUUCAUUAUCCAUAUAUAAUACUAUAAUAUGUACUCAACAAGUUGGAUGAAAAACGUACAUAAAUUUGUACCACGUUUCUUAAAAGCAACUUCUACACAUUUGGACAUAUACAUGUAGAAUGCGUUAUUGGUGCAUUAAACGGCUUUUUGUAUACUGUUUGUACUUCACAAAACACUUAUAAUUCUCACAGAAAUUAACAUGAAUAUUAAGGGGUGGUGCAUACCUAAUCUUGAAAAUAUUAACUGAGUAAGGCAGUAAAUUUAAAUAUCUAAGUAUUUUUACUUUUAUUUUGGAAAUGAUGAUAUG